This is a messenger RNA of Branchiostoma belcheri (Belcher's lancelet), 1541 nucleotides long. RefSeq names its product peroxisomal trans-2-enoyl-CoA reductase-like. Gene Ontology annotation, biological process: phytol metabolic process. Bases 23 to 931 code for a protein of 302 amino acids. The transcript has 8 exons. The record is from RefSeq and is a predicted model, not a curated record. Gene Ontology annotation, cellular component: peroxisome. NCBI's taxonomy places the organism in Eukaryota, Metazoa, Chordata, Leptocardii, Amphioxiformes, Branchiostomatidae. Gene Ontology annotation, molecular function: trans-2-enoyl-CoA reductase (NADPH) activity.
GGGCAAAAGGUCAAAGUCCAAGAUGGCGUCCGGAGGUUUGCGAGUUCGUUCUGCCUUCAGACAGGGACUUUUUACGGACAAAGUCGCCAUCGUAACCGGAGGAGGGACAGGGAUAGGGAAGUCCAUAACUAAAGAACUACUGUACCUAGGAUGUAAAGUAAUGAUUGCGUCCCGUAGUGAGGAGAAGGUUAGAACAGCAGCGGAGGAAAUGUCAUCUCAAAUCCCCACAGACAGCUCUGCUCAGGUCAGGGCUCUACAGUGUAACAUCAGGAAGGAGCAAGAUGUAAAAAAUUUAUUUUCCAAGACCAUUGGUGAGUUUGGAAAGCUGGACUUCCUGGUGAACAAUGCGGGUGGUCAGUUCCCCAGUCCAGCUGCCCACAUCAGCCUUAAGGGCUGGAAUGCUGUGGUGGACACCAACCUUAACGGAACAUUCCUCUGCUGUAGGGAAGCAUAUCACUCCUGGAUGGCAGAAAAUGGUGGAGUCAUUGUCAACAUCAUAGCAGACAUGUGGAAAGGGUUUCCUUUGAUGAGCCACACUGGGGCUGCACGGGCUGCUGUGGAUAACCUGACUAAGAGCCUUGCGCUGGAAUGGGCAGCCAACGGGAUCAGGAUCAACUCUGUAGCACCUGGAACCAUCUAUUCAACUAGUGCAGCAAGGAAUUAUGACCCCAGCUUUAAGAUAUUUGAGAAUCAGGUUCCUUUCAUUCCAGUUAAAAGGCUAGGGAAUCCAUGUGAGGUGUCGACUGCGGUGUGUUUUCUACUGUCUCCUUCUUCUGCGUUCAUUACCGGAGAGACGAUAAAGGUUGAUGGAGGUCAGAGUCUGUACAGGAAUAGUUUUGAAAUCCCAGAUCACAACAAACAGCCGGCGUAUGACUGGGAGAAGUUAAUAGAGGAGGAAGAAAAUGAUGGCAGCCCCAAGUCUAAACUAUAAACUCAUCAGGACUCCAUCUACUAUCAUAGUGAAAUAUUUGCAGAGGUUUUAGAUCAUCAGGACUACUGUAAAUAGUGAAAUUUUUGAAGAGGUUUUAAAUCCCCCCGUUGCAAACUCAUCACACGGUGACUCACUGGUCUCGAGGCCAGAGUAGAAUUUAAAAACAUGAAAAGUUUCAAAUUUGGUUCUGCAAUCAAAUACGUGAGAUUGUCUAGUGACGUCUUCUCUAUGAUCAGUCUACAGUGUAAACUAUGAAGAACCGCAUGCCUAUAUGUAGGUUAUAGAAUGAUAUCUUGUGACAACUGCUUUACAUAAAAGCAAUAUAUCUUGGCAUAGAAUUGGCUCCUUUGCUCCACUGUUCGUAAAUAAUUGACUACACAAGUUAUGAAGAUACUACUCAACUUAUUUUUAUUACACCUUUCUUAGUACAUACAAUGAAUUACGUACACAUAACGGUUAAAAGAUAAAAGAUGAAGUUAUGUGGGUUAAAAAGCAGACAAUACAUACCUCCUUCCUCGUCUUUGAAAAGUUGUCUUUCUCACCCAAACUUUAAGAUUAUCAUUACGUUUUGUAGUUUGAAAAGAAUCAACCACAUCAUCUCUACAUCGUU